ACAUAAUCAUUUCAAUUCAUCCUACUAAAAGAUCAACCAAAGUUGCAUCUCUUUAAUCAUUACCUCAUUAGUUCCUUUAAAAUCAUUAGUUUUACAUUUUGGUUUUCUCACAUAUAAUCUCACCUUCCAUUGUUCUCACAAAACCCUCCCACUAGCUUAUGAUAAUUUAAAUUAAAUGUACCUUCAAUUGUGCAUUUUUAUUUUGCUCCUUUCCUUGAAUGUAUGCACUUCUCGAACUCUCUUAGGUGUUAAAGAUACCCAGAUCAACAUUUCUGAAAAGGAGUCAGAGAAUGUGGAGAAACUACCUUUAAAAUCAAAUGGAGCAACAAAAACAGACAUUAAGGUUAGGAAUAAUAAUAUUGGAGUUGUGCAAGUACACCACAUAAAGCAAGAGAUUUCAGACCAUGAUCCACAUAGAAAAGAGGGUAAAAAUCCAGGAUUUUACUCGGAUUAUUCUAGACCAAGAACACGUCCUCCUUCCCACAACUAAUUUUCUUUGGUUUUCAUAGAAAAGAAAUUUGUAGCUCAUUUUUUCGAAUUAAUCAUCUUAGAUUGUUGUAUAUUU
Molecule: messenger RNA, 565 nt
Organism: Medicago truncatula (barrel medic)
Lineage: Eukaryota; Viridiplantae; Streptophyta; Magnoliopsida; Fabales; Fabaceae
Exons: 2
Coding region: 176-490 (104 amino acids)
Source: RefSeq, a predicted model, not a curated record